CGUAAACCUGUGUUCCAACACCCUAAUCAACCUCUCUCUCUCUCUUCCUCCCGGCCUAGUCCCGCCGCCCCCCCCUCCUUGCGCCGCCAUCUCCUGCGGCUGCCAAACCAGCGGCUCCCGCCGGUCUCCCUCCCUACCGGUGGUCUCCUCUUCUCUUCCUUCCAACCAUGGCCGAAGUUAGGGAGGGCUACAUCAACGGCUCUGUCGUCCCCCUCUCUGACGACGACGAUGACGAUAAAUGGUUCCAACUCGAUGCUCUUCUACAGGGUUGGAUCCUCUCCACUAUCACUGAUGAAGUCUCAGAUCUGGUCAUCUACUCUGUCUCCACCCCCUCUGCACUCUGGAAGGUCAUCCACAACUUGUUCCACGACAAGAAACAUGCUCAAGCUAUGCAACUGGAGCAUGAAUUUCGUACAACCAUCAAGGGCAACUCUACAAUGGAAGCUUAUUGUCAACAACUUCAGAAUCUCGCCGAUUGCCUCGACGAUGUUGAUGCUCCCGUCUCUCAACACCAGCUUGUUCUUCAACUACUCCGUGGGCUCCCUGCGGAUCUUCAGGACCAAACAUCUUUCAUGCAAUUUAAGGAUUCCAUGCCGAUGUUUAUGCAAACACAGUUUACCCACGAUAAACUUGAGCGGGCCAGGAUGGUGUCUUGCCGCCCCAUUUCUACUCCAAUGGACGCGAAGGCAAAGCUCUCCUCGUCUUCUGGCACGGCACUUCGAGAUCCCUCCCUUUACAGUGCUCUGUACCAACUGCAUCUGGUCAAGUCAAGCACCGCUCGAGCUCUCAUUCCUAAUGAGUUCAGAUUAGUUGAGGCUUUUGGAUAUACUCUAGGUGGAUUCUUCCUUGCUAGUUAUGAUGACAGUCCUGUUGGAACUUUCGACGAGCUUGUGGUGAUCGCUGGAAUUGUGUGGAACCCUCCUAUAUCUUGUGCGUAUGUCUUCAAGCCAUUGACACUAUGAGAUGGGCUGCUAGAGUGCUGGUAAACAACAAUGAGGCCUGGAUGCACGGACGAAAGGAGUUUGGACUUCCAAGCCAAGUAGCCAAGUUUUCAAAGAGAAUGGAGCCAAUUUCAAGGACUUUGAAUAAACUCAAUGACUUCUUGAGCAUGACUGGGAUGAGUUCAUUUUCUUCCGCUCCUGGUGAUUUAUUAGCCAUAAAAGUCACUGAAAUCAAGGGUCAACGAAUGAUCGAUCUAUGCAACAUCAACAUACACAAUCCAGUCCACCAUGACCUACACGCGAAGGAUGAAUGGAUGGGCCCUCUCAUCAAAAUGUCACUCCCUAGUUUUAGGUGAUAUUUGAGAUUUUUGUCAUUAGCUUAUUGUUUCUUUUUGUUUGUACUUGUGAGCUCUUAAAGCUAAGAUUGUUUUCAUGGUCUGAUAUUUGCAGUGGUCGUACCAAACAUAACCCUAAUCUCCUCAAAUACUCUUGCCAAAUUGAGUGCAGGGUGAGAAAAGUGGCACCUGCAAAAAUUUCAGACCCGUCUGGUGAAAACGAAGAAGCUAGUCCAAAUGGACAAAGAAAUCUCAGCCUGCAUGUGUUGCUCUCAAAACCACUCUUGGCUUUACACUUUAGUGGUCUUAAAAUGAGAGUUGAAGCUCCCAGUGUUGUUUCUUUGUGCUCUAACAAUUCCUUAGAAAAUCAUUGAUGAUAUAAACGAAUGACCAAUAAUAGGGUAAGUUUGGU
Cuscuta campestris is the source of this 1688-nucleotide messenger RNA. The record is from the annotation of a GenBank genome assembly. Lineage: Eukaryota; Viridiplantae; Streptophyta; Magnoliopsida; Solanales; Convolvulaceae.